This is a messenger RNA of Maylandia zebra (zebra mbuna), 2128 nucleotides long. RefSeq names its product sodium/glucose cotransporter 1-like. Gene Ontology annotation, cellular component: plasma membrane. The record is from RefSeq and is a predicted model, not a curated record. NCBI's taxonomy places the organism in Eukaryota, Metazoa, Chordata, Actinopteri, Cichliformes, Cichlidae. Gene Ontology annotation, molecular function: D-glucose:sodium symporter activity. Gene Ontology annotation, biological process: sodium ion transport; transmembrane transport.
UAAUGCUGCAGAUAUCUCUGUUAUUGUGGUGUACUUCCUGGUCGUCUUGGCAGUUGGAGUUUGGUCUAUGGUCCACACUAACAGAUCCACUGUAGGUGGCUUCUUCCUUGCAGGGAGGAGUAUGGUAUGGUGGCCGAUCGGAGCAUCGCUGUUUGCCAGCAAUAUUGGCAGUGUCCAUUUUGUAGGAAUUGCUGGUACUGGCGCAGCUUCAGGAAUAGCCAUUGGUGGAUUUGAAUGGAAUGCUCUUUUUGCGAUUGUUAUCCUGGGAUGGAUCUUUGUGCCCAUCUACAUUAGAGCUGGGAUCAUCACCAUGCCUGAGUACUUGAAGAAGAGGUUCGGAGGACAGCGCAUUUGCAUUUAUCUCUCUCUUCUCUCCCUUGUCUUGUAUGUCUUCACCAAAAUUUCAGCAGACAUUUUCUCGGGUGCAAUUUUCAUCCAGCAGGCCUUUGGGUUGAAUAUCUAUCUCGCUGUUAUUGCACUUCUGGCGAUUACGGCACUGUACACUGUCACAGGUGGACUGGCAGCAGUGAUCUACACGGACACUUUACAGACCUUUAUCAUGCUUAUUGGAUCAUUCAUUCUGAUGGGCUUUGCUUUUAAUGAAGUGAAGGGAUAUGAAAACUUUGAGAAACUCUACAUGCAAGCUAUCCCCUCAAUCACGGGUAACAUCAGUGCAAACUGUUAUGAGCCCCGGCCAGACUCCUUCCAUCUCUUCAGGGAUCCAGUUACAGGAGACCUCCCAUGGCCUGGUCUCGUGUUUGGACUCACUAUUCAGUGCAUCUGGUACUUUUGCACUGAUCAGGUGAUUGUGCAGCGCUGCCUCUCUGCCAAGAGUCUCUCUCACGUGAAAGGAGGUUGUAUCCUAUGUGGAUACCUGAAGAUACUGCCCAUGUUCCUCAUGGUUUUCCCCGGGAUGAUUAGCAGGAUCCUGUACACAGAUGUGGUAGCAUGUGUGGAUCCAGAUGAAUGUGAAAAACACUGUGGGACCAGGGUGGGCUGCAGCAACAUUGCUUAUCCGAAACUGGUCGUGGAACUCAUGCCUAAAGGCUUGCGAGGUCUUAUGCUGUCUGUGAUGCUGGCCUCUUUGAUGAGCUCCCUUACCUCUAUCUUCAACAGUGCCAGUACUCUCUUCACCAUGGACAUCUACACUAGAAUUCGUCGCUCUGCUAGUGAGAAGGAACUCAUGAUUGCUGGCAGAGUGUUUAUCUUGGCCCUGAUUGGUGUGAGCAUAGCAUGGAUUCCUGUGGUGCAGGCAGCCCAAAGUGGUCAGCUUUUUGUCUACACUGAAUCCAUCACCAGUUACCUUGCCCCACCUGUUGCAGCUGUCUUCUUGCUUGCCAUUUUUUGCAAACGUGUCAAUGAGACUGGUGCAUUUUAUGGCCUCUUAAUUGGGCUGUGUAUGGGCUUGAGCAGGAUGAUUACUGAGUUUAUUUAUGGGACAGGUAGCUGUGCUAUCCCCAGUAACUGUCCCACUAUCAUAUGUGGAGUUCACUACCUUUACUUUGGGCUAAUUCUGUUUGUCAUCUCCGGCAUCGUCAUGCUGGCAGUGUCUCUCAUGACCAAACCUAUUGACGACAAACAUUUGUAUCGACUGUGCUGGAGCCUGAGGAACUGUACAGAGGAGAGGGACGAUCUUGAGAUGGAUGAUUGGACUGAUAACCAAGAUUCCAACAGUGUGGACUCAGACGAAAUAAAUGAUGAGCCUGGCUUCUUGAAGAAAGCGGUGAUGUGCUUCUGCGGCCUGGAAACCAAGAAAGCCCCCAAGCUGACUAAAGAAGAGGAGGAAGAGCUGCAAAGGAAGCUGACAGACACCUCAGAGGUGCCUCUGUGGAGGAACGUAGUCAAUGUCAACGCCGUCAUCCUUCUGUGUGUGGCUGUGUUCUGUCAUGCCUAUUUUGGCUAAAAGUCAGCUGAUUUCAACUGCUCACAGAGUCUAAUUUAUACAAAUUUAACAGACUGCUCAGUAGGCCUCAGCCCUAAAACCCUGUUUAAACCUUAUGUUUAGAGCACUGUGCUUUUCUUUAUUGCUUCCUGGUAUUUAAAAGUUUAAGUGAACCAGUAGACUGUAAUAUAUUAAUACAUAUUAGACUUAAAAAAUGUUGAAGUGCAUAAAUAUUUACACAUUUGU